UGGGAAUUCCACGCGGAAAUCCCACGGGGGCAUGUAUCGUCACAGCCGCCCGCAACCCGUUAUCAAACGCAUUUCCUUUUCCUCUUGUUCAUGGCAUCCUCCGCGAGUUUGUUUCGUGCUACUCUGUUGUUGGAGCAUGGAUAACAUUCGUUGACAUGGACUUUAGUUCUGUGAGAGUCCUGGGAAACGGCAACCGUUUUAUCAACCGCUCAUCCUUAUAAACUGUGGUCUCUGGCUCUAAAGCCAACUACAAAUCCUGAGCGAGGCGUGCUUCCAUACAGCCAUGUGGAGACAAAUAGCGCUAGGACUGUCAGUCAUGGCUGCGGUUUUGACAUGUGCCGCCGCGCAGUGCAGCGGCGUGGAAAUAGUUCCGCGACGUGACUGGGGUGCCCGCGCGCCUAAAGGUCGCACGGCUAUCAAGAACGCCCGAGUUCCCUACGUGUUCAUACACCACACCACGGGAUCCGGCUGCAACAGCAAGGUCUCGUGCAGCCGCAGCAUCCGUGGACACCAGAACUACCAUAUGGAUAAAAACGGUUGGUCUGACAUCGGCUACAGUUUUCUGGUUGGUGGAGAUGGUCGCGUCUACGAAGGCCGUGGCUGGGGGACCGUUGGGGCUCACACCCGAGGAUACAACAGCAACGGCAUCGCCAUUUCAUUUGUAGGAAAUUUUAUGGCUCAGAAUCCAAACCAAGCCAUGCUGAAUGCGGCUCAGAAGCUUAUCGCCUGCGGUAUCAAGAUGGGCAAGAUCAGCAGCACCCAUUCUCUGCACGGCCACAGGGACGCCAACUGCACCGCUUGUCCAGGAAACAUGCUCUACAACAUCAUCAAAAAGUGGGCCAGGUUUGGCGGCAGACUCAAGAAGUUUAUCUGCUAACCGACGAUGAAGGCGCUGCCGAUUUCGCUCGUUUUUCCUGGCCGUAUUCAAAAUAUUAAGCAAAUUUUUUCUUAGAAUGUUUUGCUUAGGGUUUGAUAUGUUCCAAUCAGUAAUAAAGGCACCUUACUUUU
Messenger RNA from Ixodes scapularis (black-legged tick), 1008 nucleotides. Its product is annotated as peptidoglycan-recognition protein SC2. NCBI's taxonomy places the organism in Eukaryota, Metazoa, Arthropoda, Arachnida, Ixodida, Ixodidae. The transcript is spliced from 4 exons. The record is from RefSeq and is a predicted model, not a curated record. The coding region runs from base 284 to 877 and encodes 197 amino acids. Gene Ontology annotation, biological process: innate immune response; peptidoglycan catabolic process. Gene Ontology annotation, molecular function: N-acetylmuramoyl-L-alanine amidase activity; zinc ion binding; peptidoglycan binding.